AACUAUCACUGACAGUGAGAGUAGACAUGUCAUUUAACAAUAGGAAAUGUUGUUUUCUGCACUGGAAAAGUUCAGGAUCUCAUUUUUUAAUGAUAGUCUUCUUUGGAAUUGCUAACUGUCAUUCAAUAAGGACGAUUCAAGACUGUGGAAUACAAUGCUCCCAGGGACUUAACUGUAAAAGCAAGCCAACAUAUGACAUAUUGAACUUAUUUUGCCGGGCAGCCCCUAAAUCAUUAACACCUUAUGUUUUGGAAAAUUUGAAAAUAUCUACAGUAAUGAAGUGUCCACAGUCUAAUCGAUGUUCUCUUCAUUUAGAAGUAAUUGGAACGGUAAUUCUUGAUGAUAAUAUUCGUGGGGUUGAAAUCUGCACUUUGUCACCAAGCUCUCAACAGAAUCAGUGUAUGAACAUAAGGUUUAUAAAGAAUAAAGUAAAGAAAUCUAAACAUAAGGUCCAGGUCCAUGCUAACUGCUUUGAAGUGGGUGUUUCUGAGCAUGUCUUUGUAACUAUGAAGACAGUACCAGAUUAUUGUGGCAUUGAAAUAAGCAAAGAGUAUCACGUAGAAGGUUGUCACAAUAAGGAUGUAGGGAAGUACAUACUGCCCUGUCUAACUGGGAGAUUGGAUUACAUGAUCAACGAAGAGAAGAAAAAUAUAAUUGUUUCUGUUUCAAAUAAUCCGGAAGAUUAUGAUUACAAUGUACGUCUGUGUUUGAAAAAAAUCAGCUGCCAUGACACUGGAGCUCAUGCCCGGAUAAAAAAGGACAACUCCACAAAGUCUGUCACGUUGGCAUAUUCAGAAAUUUUACCUUGUUUGUGCAUUGAGGGGUGGCCAAUAUUUCCUGAUGCAAGAAGAACAAGGCUUUGUCCAUUUGAAAAUGAUAAAAAAAUCUGGCAGCACUAUAAAAAAAGAAAGAAAAAGGAAAGGCGGGUGCAAGCCCAAAGGGCUAGACUAUUGCCCAAUGUACAUAAACAGCAAACCGCAAUUCACCCAUGUGGAUAAGCAACGUUUCGGCUCAGCCCUAGAGCCUUUGUCAAGCAGUCAUACAAAUGAGCAAAUUAUAUAUAUAUAUGUACAAAGUGCAUGUGCAUUUCAUCAAGCAUUAGUAUACAUGAUUAAGCAUAAAUAAUAAAAAAUAAAGUGGGCA
This is a messenger RNA of Bufo gargarizans (Asiatic toad), 1143 nucleotides long. RefSeq names its product interleukin 17 receptor E like (gene IL17REL). The transcript has 10 exons. Gene Ontology annotation, molecular function: interleukin-17 receptor activity. NCBI's taxonomy places the organism in Eukaryota, Metazoa, Chordata, Amphibia, Anura, Bufonidae. Bases 27 to 998 code for a protein of 323 amino acids. The record is from RefSeq and is a predicted model, not a curated record.